Labrus mixtus (cuckoo wrasse) is the source of this 6426-nucleotide messenger RNA. It is a transcript of the gene mst1rb, whose product is annotated as macrophage stimulating 1 receptor b. The transcript has 21 exons. Bases 562 to 4686 code for a protein of 1374 amino acids. Gene Ontology annotation, molecular function: semaphorin receptor activity; transmembrane receptor protein tyrosine kinase activity; protein binding. Gene Ontology annotation, biological process: regulation of GTPase activity; regulation of cell migration; cell surface receptor protein tyrosine kinase signaling pathway. The record is from RefSeq and is a predicted model, not a curated record. Lineage: Eukaryota; Metazoa; Chordata; Actinopteri; Labriformes; Labridae. Gene Ontology annotation, cellular component: membrane; semaphorin receptor complex.
AGCAGAAAGGGGGAAUGAAUAGCAUGUAAACUGAAAUUGUUUUCCAGAAAAUAAAAUAAAAUAAAAAGCCAUUUAAAUAAAAGUUUGUUAAAAUGAUUAAGCAUCAAAUAAUUGUAUUGCAUUGUGUAGGAUUGGCCAACAUGAGAGGUUGUUAACAGAUCCUGUGGGUUAAUUGGGCUUGUCGCUUCUGUGCCAGUCUGCAGCGGAGAGGGAGGAGCGAGCUGGGGGGAGCUGGGGAUCUACAAUACUGACUCGUACUAGAAGUUCAAUCCGAAACCAACACAGUCGACACUUCAAGGCGUUUAGGGAGGUGUGAGAUGGUUCAGUUUUAUAGCAGAGAUUAAACUAUAGUGUAAACUUGAAUCGGUCCGAAGAAAGAGCAGUCAUCUCCCUGAAGUCAGACAAGCUCUGAAGCUAUAGUGACCAUAUCCCUGAAGACGACAGUUUCUAACCUGAACAGGAAUCAGCAGCCUGUAUGAGGAUGCUUUUGUCUGAACAUCAAACCUGGAGGUAACCCCACGUCGACUGUGCUGCUACCAACCCUUGCAUCUAGGAGUGGAGAUGGUCCACUGGACCACACAGUGGGGGACAUGUGCCUGGCUCCAGACCCUGAUGGCCUUUGCCUUGGCCAACUGUUCCUCACUUGCCCCAAGCAAUGUCAACUACUCUGUGGUGUACACCAUGCCUUUUUUCCAGGCCCGGAGCCCGAUCCAGAACAUAGUCAACAACUCGUUUUACCAGGAGGUGUAUGUUGCUUCUCAGAACGUGAUUGAAGCUGUCAACAGAAGCUUGGAGAAGGCGUGGGAGCUUCGCACUGGGCCAGUUGGAAGCCCAGAGUGUCAGAUAUGCAAUUUGUGCAAUGUUGACAAAGAUCCAAAUUUUCUGGAGGACACAAACAAUCAGAUCUUGCUGUUGGAUACCCUCUUCAUGUAUUUAUACUCUUGUGGAAGUUCUCAGUAUGGUGUGUGCUAUUUUCACCAACUUACCUCAAAUGGAGAGUCGCCUUCUCUGUCGAAGUGUUUAUUCAGAAAGGAUUCAAACUCUGCUGCCUACUGUCCUGACUGUGUGGCUAGCCCUCUGGGCACCAAGGUGACAAUGGUUGAAGAGGGUCAGACUGUCUACUUCUUCGUUGCCACAACUGUUAAUGACAGUGUGACCCAGCGUUAUGGAAGGAAAUCUAUAUCAGUGCGUCGACCACUGGCAACAGAAGAUGGUUUCUACAGUGAUGUGCGUGGCCUAACUGUUCUUCCAGGUUUACGGAGGACAUACAAUAUAGAAUACGUGUACAGCUUUUUCACUCAGGAGUUUGUCUACUUCCUUUCUGUUCAGAGAGAGAGCCCUGAUCAGGGCUCAUCUCCGUUUCAGACUCGUCUUGGCCGUCUCCCACGGAAUGAAUGGGAGAUGAAGCGGUAUCGUGAGGUGAUCCUGGAGUGUCGCUUUGAACCAAAGCGCCGUAGAAGGAACGUUGUCAGUGAACCUUAUAAAGAUGUGGUAUACAAUGUGGUUCAGGCAGCUCACUUUGGCAGGGCUGGCAGGGAGCUGGCAGAGGAGUUAGGGGCAGAGGAGGAAGAUGACAUCCUUUACGGGGUUUUUGCUGUAACUGAUGACAAUGGGGUGACGGAGCAUGACUCAGCACUAUGCGCCUUCCCCAUGGAUAAUGUUAACAAAGCAAUCGUAGACGGGGUGGAUGACUGCUGUGAGUCUGGCCCAGAACAGCUCUCCAGAGGGCUCUGCCAUUUUCAGCCCUGUGAGAGCUGUCCACACGAGAGCAUGGAGAACAAUGCCACAUGCAGAGACCAUCCUACGAUGGUGUCAAAGCCUUACUAUAGAGUUGACCUCUUCAACAGGCAGAUGACAGACGUCCUGCUCACAUCUCUGUUGGUCACAACUAUAGAGAACAAGACUGUAGCUCAUAUCGGCACCUCUACUGGACGCCUGCUGCAGCUUGUAUUGACAAGAUCCAGCCCUGUUAUCUUUGCCAAUUACUCUUUGGUUGAGAACAAGAGAGUGUCAUCAAUUGCUACUGUCUACUCAUCAGAGUAUCUUCUUUUUGUUGUUGGAGAUAAGAUGUUCCAGGUUCCCCAGCGAGGGCCAGGCUGUCAACACUUCCUCACCUGUGCAAUGUGUCUGACAGCCCCGAAGUUUAUGGGCUGUGGCUGGUGCUCUGGAGUGUGCUCCUGGAAGAGUGAGUGUCACAGGCGCUGGAGGAACGAGUCCUGCCCACCAGGGAUCACUGGGUUCUUUCCACGGACUGCUCCCCCUGAUGGUCAAACAGAGCUUACAGUGUGUGGAUGGGAGUUCCAGUCGCCUUUAAGGCCUGCCAUCACCUCCAGAACCCACCAGGUCCGACUGGGACAGACACCUUGCACUGUGAUUUCAGCCAAAAGCAAUACAACACACCUGGUGUGCAAGAUUCGCUCUGGGGCCACCGAGCUGUCAAAACCAGUCAACAUUACAAUGGAGGUGCAUGAGGGCAAGGUGGACGGCCGCUACUCUAUCGAUGGGAAGGCAGAAAUUCCAGGAUUCACAUUUGUGAUUCCAAACAUCACAGAAAUCCAGCCCAACUACGGGCCUCGUGUUGGGGGCACACUCAUCACAGUGUCAGGGCCUCACUUGGACGCUGGGAGGACAAGGAGAGUCACUCUGAAUGACAUGCCCUGUCCAAUAAAAAGAGUCACAAAGCCUAAAGGCAAUGUGUCCUCCAUCAUCUGUCUGUCCCAGCAAAUCUCAGAGGUGAGGGACGUUCCUCUGAGUGUUUUCAUCGACAAGUCACCUGUCCUAACAACGAAGGUGUUUUACUACAGAGAAAACCCAAAGAUUACAGCCAUCCUGCCAGGCUGUAGUUUUGACAGGGGGUCCAAGAUUGUGAUUGAGGGGGAAAACCUGGAUUCUGUUUACCGAACCAUCAUCCGCUUUAAACCCAAUGAGAGCCACUUAAAACCUGUGACAAGGGAGUGCAUAGGCAAGUCCUUACCUACAAGGAUGGAGUGUCUCUCCCCUGUGUUCCAUAGAGAUGAGACGGAGGAAGGGCAGCUUUCUUUUGACAUGGAUGGAGCUUUGGGACUUUGGAACAAAGAGUUCUCCUACCACCCCUAUGGCGAGCCCAUCCCUUUUGAAACAGAGGGACAUGUGCUGAGUUUGUACCCCGGGUUUGACGAAGUUUCAUUACAUCAUCAAAAGCUGAAUUUGGUGAGCUCCUGUAUGACCAUCAUUAUGACAGUGGCAGGUGUUAACUGUGAUGCAAAAGUCCUGGAUAAUGAGAUCACCUGCAGGAUCCCCAAAAACAUGACCAUUCCCAGUGAGGGGCUACCAGUGAAGAUCUCCAUCAACGGGCAGGUCCACAACGUUGGAGCUGUGGUGAGGGUCAGCAACCACUACAUGGUGGGCAUUGUUCUGGGGAUCUUGGCGGCUCUGGUGGCAGGGGCGGUGCUGGCCUUCAUUGUCAUGAAACACUUAAGGAAGAAGAAGAAAGCCUCAAUGGUAGAGAGCCGCUUGUCUCACAGUGUGAACCGCUCAGUUACAAACAAUGUGGAGCUGUCGCCAGUUGGAGACUACAGGAGAGUAGUAUCCCUGAAUCCUCCCUCCCCACUGGUGGGGCCGGUGGUGUUCCCCAGGCUAGCCUACGCUGCAGGUAGCAUUGAUCCUACCCUCACUCCCCUCAUGCAUACAGAUAAGAUCUCCAUCUCCAGCUUUAGGCCGGAGCUGCUGGAGGAGGUGAAGGACGUUCUUAUUCCUGCUGAGAUGCUUCUUGUGCAGCACCACCGCAUCAUAGGGAAGGGUCAUUUUGGGACUGUCUAUCACGGCUACUUCAAAGACCACAACAACAGAGAAAUCCACUGCGCUGUCAAGUCUUUGAAUAGAAUAACAGAUGUUGAGGAGGUGGAGCAGUUUCUGAAGGAAGGCAUCAUAAUGAAGGGUUUCCACCACAGUAAUGUGUUGUCUCUGCUUGGCAUCCUCCUGCCACAGGAAGGGCUCCCUCUAGUGGUGCUACCGUAUAUGAAGCAUGGGGACCUGCGGCACUUUAUACGCUGCGAGAAGCGGAACCCCACUGUAAAGGAUCUGAUCGGCUUUGGGCUGCAGGUCGCCAAAGGGAUGGAAUAUUUGGCUCAGAAGAAAUUUGUGCACAGAGAUCUCGCAGCACGUAACUGCAUGCUGGACGAGUCAUACACGGUCAAGGUUGCAGACUUCGGCAUGGCCAGAGAUGUUUUCGAUAAAGAGUAUUACAGCGUUCAGGAUCACAGGAAAGCCAAGCUGCCCGUUAAGUGGAUGGCCAUCGAGAGUCUGCAGACACAGAAAUUCACCUCCAAGUCUGAUGUUUGGUCCUUUGGUGUGCUGAUGUGGGAGAUGCUGACCAGAGGAGCCAGCCCCUACCCAGAGGUGGACCCCUAUGAUAUAACACAUUACUUACUGAAGGGCAGAAGACUUCCCCAGCCUCAGUACUGCCCUGACCCUUUGUACAGCAUUAUGCUUGAGUGCUGGGACCCUGAUCCAGAGUUGAGGCCCAGCUUUGCUACAUUGGUGUCAGCUGUGUCCACCAUUCUUUCUGACCUGGAGGGAGAACACUACAUCAGUCUGAACAUUACCUACGUCAACCUGGACCAACCAAGGCCCUACCCGGCCCUCACAGAGUCUGCUGACGAAUACGACUCAACGGAUGUUGAAGACUCAGGCUCAGUCUCCUCCUGAGCCACUCCUCUUCCCCCUUUGACUUUAUACUGAUAUCAAUGCUAGCAGCAAGAGCACAAAGAAAACCCACUGCCAGACCACAAUGUGUCUCAAACAGUAUCUGAAACAGAGACAUUCCUAAUGUGUUUGUGCAAGAAAGUGGUUGUAAGAUCCUUUCACUGGACAAAGCAGACCCUCAGGCAGCUUUGGAAGUUCAUAACUUUUGCAGCUUACAGUAGAUGAAGUUCAAGCUUCCAAACUCACAUCUUAAAAGUAUUGAAUAGACAUGUAUCCAUUUUUAUUCACUGCUACAAGAUUUCACUGAUCAUUUUUUUGAGCUGGCUCAACAAAUUAAGUCUUCUUAAUACUUCUUACAUGUUCCUUGAAAAGUUAGCUUACACUGGGAUACUACAUGUGUGCAGGUUAGCUAGAAAGCUAAAAACUUCAGUUUCAGAUUAAUAGACAUUGAUUUUCUCACAUACAUUUUUUUCAAUUCAAUUAAAAAAACUGUAUUUGUCCCCGGGGGGCAUUUCAAAGGCACACAGAGCAGUCAAUUAAUGACAGACCUCACUUUAAUAUUUUAAAGCUGUUUUUUUCAAAGUAUUGGCUGCAGUAUUAAGGAAACAAGUAAAGAAAAGCUAAGCUACAAUGCAAAGUAAAGUCCAUGUAAUUCAGUGACACAUUCAUUUAUUUUUUUACAUCUUAAAAUGUAGUGCACUGCUACAGCAGCAGGGCCAUUUGUAUACAUACAUGUUCUUUGAGCUUUGCUUCAAACUGUGUUUCAACUGUGCUGAACUCAUAAGUCCUGCACAGAAAUGAUCAUCAAACUCUUCACUGUCUUUAAUUCUAAAUGUCUUUGUAGUGGCUGUUAGAGGCAGACAUACAAGGAAAAUAUCUUUCUAUCAUUUUCAACAGUGGUUGGAUACAUCCAGCUUGUAAUGCUCUGAAUUAUGUGACCAUACACUGCUACUUACACAGAAAUAUUUAUUUUGCCACCCAUAGCAUAGUGUACUGUUACAUUUGAAGAGCCCAUGUGUGUAUAUGUUUAGUUAGACAUAGAAAACCUUUGCUUUUAAUUGUUUAAUAGUGUACCUUAAGUAAUAACUUUUUAGGGCACAAUGUUCCACAAACACUGAACUUUGGCUUGUAUAUCUGACACAAUGUCUUUGAGUUAGUGUAAUAAAUUAAGUAUUUAUUUGUUUAUAGAUUUGUUUUCAUGCUGUGGACUUACAGUGAAUAUUUAAAACUUCAUGUCUGAGCCACAUCAAUGUUUUCCAUGAUAAAUGAUGUAACUCACAGUCUUAUUCUACAUUUUGCCUGUAGAGGGCAGCGUUCUGUUGAACAUUAGUCGUUAUUGUUCCUGAAGAUGUUCACAGAAACACGGAUGCAGCCAUCCCUUUGUGUGCGUCAGUUUAGCAGGAACACUCGAAUGUGAAUUAACCAGGUGUUAAGGUGUAAACCUCAUCUAUUAAAUUCCUCCAAUAAGUCAUAUAGCUUUACAGCUAAAAGCAGACCACAAAAUCACAAUCAAUCUAGCGACGAAUUUGUUCUGCCUUUUGAUAUUUGGUUUGAGCAAAAACCUGCAUUUUCAAUUAAAAAGUCAAAAUAAACAAGUAAUCUGUCAUCCUAAGAGUAAACCAAACAAAUGUUUCACUGACAUACAGAAGCAACUCCCUGUGCUGUAAACUCAACCAGCACACUUCCCCCACAACAAAACCUGAAUGAAAUCAAACCAGGGGGAAAUAAACAUCAUAAAGUUUU